CAGGGAGAGUGCUGCAGCGCCGCUCCUCUUGCCCUCGUGCGACUCGCCGUUGCGCAUCACGCGCGACGCGCGUCUUGACGAGAUGCAGGUCCUCUCCGAGGCCACGGUCAUCAUGCAGCAGCCCAAGAUCCAGCCGCCGCCCACUUCGCCGAUCCCGGACAGCCCCGACACGGCCAGCCACCCGGGCGUCGAGGAGGACAUCGCGGGCGCCUGCGCGCAGCGCAUCUCUGAAAAAGGGCAUCUUCCAGCGCCGGCCCGCCUCGAGCCUGCGCAGCCGCCACGGACCGCUCCACCGCCAGCAGCGCUGCCGCCUGCCCAGCCGGCUGAGUGGCGGCCGCAGCCUGCAGCCCCGCCGCCUCUGCAGCCUCGACCUGCGGCGGCGGAGCCUGCAGCACCUUGCGCGGCUGCGGCUGCAGCACGCGAGGGUACGGGCGCCCCGGCGUCUUUCCAGGAGGCGUCCGCAGCCUCCGCCGCCGCGCUUGCGCCGCCGGCGCCGACCAGGAACGACGCUGCGGAGCUCCUCCUCCAGGCAGCGUGGGGAGGCUCCCCUCCGGCGCCGUGCACCGCAGCGCCGACACAGCAAGCAGUCGAGCCGCGGGUGGCUGUUGGCCGGGCGGGAGGCAACGACGCCUCGCGACACCUCGCGCCGGCGGCCGGCGGAAUGAGCGCCAUCGCCCUCGCUAUGCAGCCACCGCUUCAGCCCGCACCGCCAGCGCUCGCGCCGGUGCCCCCGAGUCCGAUGCCUCUGCCGCAGCCGCACGCGAUGCAGCCGCCGCCGAAGCAGGAGCAGCCAUACGUACCACCGCAGCUCCUGGCCAACGAGACGCUCCCCCCGCCACCGCCUCCGCCCGAGCCGGCCGCCCCUACACCGUGCGCAGAGGACGACAGUGUCGCGGCGCUGCUCCUCGGCUUUGGCGCCGCGUCGCGCACCGCCGCGCCGCCACCGCUGCCGGCUCCGGUGGUUGCGCCGCCGGCGCCGUGGGGCGGGCACGCGGAGCAGAUGGCCUCGCUCAAGCCGCACAUCGGCUUGGACCAGCGGAACGGCGGGGCGGCGUUGCUCCAGGCGGUGGGCCGUGCCGACAGCGGCAGCGGCGCUGUGCGGGUCGAGGGCGCGGCGGCGAGAAGGCGAGAGCGCGAGGAGGGCGUCCCGGCGGGGCAGCGGCGCGGCGCGCCGCGGCAGCGCCUCGACGAGGGCGCGCGCGCGUGGGACAGCGAGGAGGAGGACGGGGGGGGGGAGGAGGACGAGUACGACGACGACGACGACGACGACGAGGGCCGGCUCGAGGAUGUGAUCGACUUGCGCGGGUACUCGCCGCGCGCCGCCAUCGGGCUGCGCGUGCAGGUCUCGUACGAGGAGCGGCAGGGCAAGCAGAUGGUGUCGGUGCCGUACCGCGGCGAGGUUGUCUCUGUCGACAUGCGAAAGGGGCUGCGGGUCAAGCUCGACGGGUACGUGCGGAGGGAGUGGGUGACCGACGAGGACGAGUGGAGGUGGGUGCCGCCCGGCGACCAGGCGCUGCUCCCGCACCAGCAGGAGCUGAUCGACCGGGCGAACGAGGCGGACGCGCGGGCCAAGGGCGGCGCCAAGGCGGCGGGUCCGGCUGCCAAGGCCGUUGCCCACGUCGUGCUCAGGCUGCGCGGCGCCGAGGGCGUGCGGCUUCCCGGCGGCACAAAGCCACCGCAGCAGAUGACGCGCCGCAUGCGCGCCGCCACCGCGCCGCGCACGAGCUCUGGCGGCUCCGAGUCCGAAUCGGACGACGCAGUCGCCAAGCCCGCCGAGAAGCCGCAGAAGCAAGCCCCGCUGGCGUCGAUCGGCGCGACCAACAGCGCGCCGGGCGGCAAAAAUCCCGAGGUGACCGUGGCGGCCGGCGCGCACGCGGGCGAGAAGGCGACGGUCCUGCACGUGGGAAACGGCUGGGUGCGCCUGCAGCUCGGCUCCGGCGCCGUCGUCCACCUGCGCAAAUGGGACUUGCAGGGCGAGAUCCCCACGAAGGUCCGCUCACCGGCCGUCAAGCCGCUCGCAAAGGUGGCGGUGCCGGCGCCCGAGCCCGCCGCCCCGGCGGGGCCGUCGCCGCGCGAAGAGCGCGCUGCAGAGCGAGAGCGGACGGCGGGCGCCGAGGGCAAGGCGGAGUCCGUGGGGAAGGCGAGCAAAAGCAAGGGCGGCGCGGCGGCGGGCAGCGCGGAGGCCGCACCAGCGGGCGGCGCGGAGGCGGCCGGCGGCGCGGCGCCGGCGGCCGCCAAGGAGCCGGCGGAGAGGCCGAAGAAGCGGCCGCCGCCGGAGCUCAUUGCGGAGGGCUUCGUGAUUGGGGCCCCGGUGUGGGCGCGCCUGUCCUUCAUCAAGUUCUCGCACGGCGUCAUCCAGAGGGUGCAGUCCUCCUCCAAGUGGGUGCUGGUCCGGCUCGACUCUGGCGCCGACCAGUGGGUCACCGUGCGCGAGCUGGUUCUCGACGCGCCGCCGCAGAGGGAGGCGGUCGCCGAUGGGCUGGAGGUGAUUGCCGCCUGGCCGGGGGAGGACAGCUACUACAAGGGGACCAUCCUCUCGACCAACCAGCAGGGCGGCUACUCCGUGCGCUACGACGACUGGGACGAGCAGACGGUUGGCCUCUCGCAGAUCCGGCUGCUGCCCGACACCUUUGGCGGCAAGAAGAAGCGCGACGACGCGCGCGCCAAGGCCAAUCUGACGUCGUCCGCCGCCGCCGCCGCCGCCUUGGCCAAGCCGCCGCCGCCCGCGCCGAACCCGCUCCAGGGCGCGAUGGAGUCGUUUGUGGCGGCCGCCAAGGAGCAGCUGCUGGCGUCGCAGCCCGACACGUUUGAGCGGCUCACGCAGCUGCUGGCCCACUUUGGGGCGGCCGAGCAGGCGCCGCCGGCGCGCAAGGGGGCGGCGGCCAACGGCUCGGCCGAGGCCUCGCGAAGCCCGACCGACUCCGCCCUCCGCUCCCUCCUGAGCCCGCACCCGAGAUUGCUCUCCGAGCUGGAGCAGCUGCUCGCCGCGGCGCCAGCCACGCCGGCAGAGGCGCGCGGCGCGGACGGGGAGCCCACGCUCUGCAGCUGGCGGUGGGAGGAGGACGGGAGGCUCACGGGGCGGGUGUACGGCAAGGCGGGCUUCAAGGACGGCACCCUCAUCAGCACGAGCGCCGUCCCUCUCGAGCAGCGGCUGAAGCCGCUGCAGCCGCACGCGCGCGUGGUGACCGAGUCGGGGACAGCCUACCACCUCGGGCUGGCCGCCGCCGCCCCUUUGGCCGAGGGCCACGCCCUCAGGGGCGAGGGCCGCGCCCUCAGCGGCGAGGGCCACGCCGAGCUUGCGGCGACACGCGCGGCCGCUGCCGCCGAGAGCGAGGAGGACGCCGAGCGAGACCCGAGCGAGAGCGGAGAGCCGUCGGGCAAGCCAGCCGUCGGGGAGGGCCGCGGGCCCAAGGCGAAGGGCGCGCGCGAGCUGCAGAAGCUGCUGGACGAGUUUGGGGGCGGCGCCGCCGUCGGUGUCGACGGCGAGAUCCGGAGGAGACGAGGCGCCGGCGAGGGCUGAGAGCCGCAGCAGCACGCCCAUGCAAGCCGCUCGCGCCACGCGACGGCUCUUGCGCGUCCAGAUCCUCUCCUGAUGUCUCGGCAUGAUGUGGAACCUUCCAUUUGUUCUAGCGGAUGCCCCGCGAUUUGAGUUGACAUGACUGUAGCCGCGUACGCGGUACGGCGCGCGCACGGUGCUCCCCGGCUGUUCGUAGCACACUGUACUUGGGGAAGAUGGUGAUACCGCUGUGCUGCUUGUGUUCCCAUAUUCUUGUACUACUUAAGGUUCCCUUAGUCGCC
Messenger RNA from Emiliania huxleyi CCMP1516, 3798 nucleotides. RefSeq lists its product as hypothetical. The record is from RefSeq and is a predicted model, not a curated record. Lineage: Eukaryota; Haptophyta; Isochrysidales; Noelaerhabdaceae. The coding region runs from base 83 to 3520 and encodes 1145 amino acids. The transcript is spliced from 2 exons.